AUGGUUACUAUAUCUUCUGGCCUUUGCUUUCUUCCAAUCUUGUGGUCAUUUCUGUUGGUCGUCACUGUGAUAGUCUCUCGUUUAAUGGCCAAUAAUACAGAGUUUGAUGACUCUGUUCACUCGGCGAGCGCCUUUCAAUGGUCGCAUUCGAUUUUCAGUCAACUUCUAGAUUUGUUGGCCUUGGUAGGACUUCUUUCGAUCUUCAUUCGCUACUUACACUUGGAAGUGGUCACAAGAGGUCUUCCGCAAGAGACAAAUGCAAGCAUUGGACGUAUAAGACUGGCGUCACUGAUAUUUGGCAUGGGAACUAUGACUGGAAUAACGGUCAUUAGCAAUUUCCGUCAACCAGGGGAAAAAGUAAGAUCAAUUUCUGUUUCCAUAAUUUAGAAUGACUAAAAAAAUUUGAAGCCAUUGUCAGCAAUAGACUCUCCCACGUUUUUUUUUUUUUCAAGUUUUAAUGAGGAUCAAUCGGCAGAAAAUCCGUCGACACUUCUUAAAAGAGCGUCUUAACAUUAGUAUGGUGCCCCCACCAUACAAUAUUAAUAUACUAUAUUUUGAGAUACAGUGGAGAAAGGCUAUAUUUUGCAAUGACAAAGCACGUAUGACUUAUUUUAAAUUAAUGACGUAACUGCUUACUCCGUAUUAGCUUGGCGAACUGAAGUUGGAAUGAAUUUGUUGAAUGGCAAGCGUAAUGACUGUUGGAAUACUAUUUAACAUUAUGUGGAACGCAACAAAUGCAGAAUGAUUCAGGAAUGAAUUCGACCAGGAUGCACAUGCCUUAUUUUUAGAAACAUUGGGGGCGCUUCGCUAUUUAUUUCUUUGAUAUAUCAGUGCAUAGGCAUUCCACAUGAUUAUGCCAUUCCUCGAGCCAUCUGCAAACUCAUGAUCAGUUGGUCACCUACCGUGUCGCGGAUUUUAGCUUGGUGUUCUUUCAAAAUGCUGUGAUAUGUCUGGUGGUUUCCAUUUACACAUUCAAACUAUGCACGACUGACCUUAAGUGGUUGGCCAAACAGUUACAGUGUAGCCAAAUCAGAAGCUAAAGCUUAGACCAACCUGAAUACAGGAAAAAUUGCAUUGUCUCGUUCAACAUUCCUAUAAAGCUUCUGAAACAGAACGGAGAAUGAACCAAUUCAUUCUCCAGUCCCUGUUGAAUUUCUGCUUUCUCCCAUUUUAGUUUAUGUAAAUGUUAAGUACUCAUUGCACAGCAAAAUCGAGGUGUUAUGGUAACACCAAAAAAGUGUAAAUUUUUGCAGCUGUGUGAACACCAAAUAGGUGUUCAGUUAACACUACUGUCGUGUAUAUUUACACCAAAAUGGUGUAAAUAUGACCUACAUACGAUCUUGAAUGCGUUUAAAAACACCUUUGCAGUGUUACAGCAACACUGACCUGGUGUUUAUUUUCUCUAUAUUGGUGUUUAGUAACACCAAAAUUGGGUUAACGUAAACCAAUUUUGGUGUUAAAAUACACCAAAAAUAUGUCUCCUUUACACUGUUCUGGUGUUUUUGUUACACUAAAAAAGAGUAAUGAUGACACUGAAUAUGUGUAAAACCCAUUGCAGCUGUGUGCACACCAAAGUCAGGUAAAUUUACACUACUGGGAAUUUUACACUGUAUUAGUGUAGAUCAACACUUCCAAUUGUGUUAUAACACACCGUUUGAGUGCUGAACCAACACUAUUUGUAACUCAUGAAGAAGUCUUAAAAGUAGACAAAGUAACAGCUACGACAACAACCUGUAAAUUUGCUCCCAUUUAAUUGCUUUACCCUGAUAGUAAUAAAAACUUUGUUCUCUUCAGAAUUCAGUAAAACAGCACGAAUUAAAACAAGUGUUAAAAACUAAGAGGGCUGUACACCGUAGGUCUUUCUUUUCUAAGACUUUUUAGUUUUGCGGAGGAUGAGAGCACACUGCAUGAGAGAACGAUUUUCUCUUGUAACCUUUUUUUAAAAAUUCAAAUAUUAAUAUAGUCCUAUACAGAACUACAGAAGCCGGAGAGAUGAAAUUUGAAACAACGUGGAUCUUCUUUUUAAGAAACGUUUUUGCCACCGUCGUUGUCGUCGUUCGGCUUAUCUAUUGAUGUGAAAGGCAGAUUACACAACAAGUCGUGUAGAUUUAAUUUUAGUUUGCUUUAAUUACGAGCUUGGAACUGAUUCAGUUCAUUCAUGAGCUGUAAUACCUUAGUCGGUAUAUUAACAUUGUCCAUUCAAAACGUCUCUCUGGGACAAAUGAAUAUGAGUGUCUGCAUUCUUCCGGAUAUUCUAUAUUACACACAACAUAUAUUAGAGUGAGCAAGGCGCUGGUAUGUCCUCGAUUAACCUUUAGAGGGAGAUUCCUUUCCCCACUCAGGUAUAUAUCAUCUGGGGCUUGCAGUUGCCCCUCAAAGAUGAUGAAGUGCGUCAUUCCCUCCUUGCCGUUCUCGGCAACUUUAUUAGCAUCAACACCAUUCUAUAAAGAGGAAAAAAGAUGCAAAAGAACACUUUCAAUAAAUGUGUUUUCUCAAAUGCAGCAUAAUAAAAGUCAAUAAAUAUUGAAAUGGAAAGUUUUGUAUGUUCAUCCAAUUCUUCAGAUGGCCCGAACCUAUUUAUAUGCACGUUGGGUAUGUUUUUGAAUCGCGUUUUUCAUUUUUGGCAUCCUAAAUAAAGAAUAGUGCAAAUUUAAGAAAAUGUUGUCUAUUUUUGUGUAGGUUUAACACUGUUUGAGAUAUCAGCUUAUGUUUAAAACCGAAUUUUUACAAAAACUGUCAAAAACAUCAUAGAAAUCGGUUGAAUGGUUCCUGCCGAAAAACGAAUUAGGAUUGUAGUACAAGCAUGAAAGAUUUAGCCUGAUUAAAUGAGGACAUAAUGUUUGCCUUAUGCUCAACUUAAUUCUGUUUGUGAGACUCCUUCACUGAAUUGUUUCACUGCAAUAGGCAUUUCUCGAUAAAAGGCAAGUCCAGUGUAACUUUUCCAAACUUUCCUUCCCAAAGGGUUAUUAAAUUUUUGGAAUCACUGUCCAUAUUCACAUGUACUUUCUGUUCCCGUGGAAUCUCUAGGAAUGAGUUUGUUACUGCCACAGCACUAUCUGAAGAAUUGAUUGACUUUGUUUUAUAUUUCAUCUGCAAAUGAAGCAAUCUUUCUUUUUCACGUUCUGUUUGACGCCACAGUUGGUGAAACUUCUCUUGAUUUUUUUUUUUUUGACAGAAGACAGUUUUUCUUCGGUUGUCUGUCUUUUCUUUUUUUUCUAAAACUAGCUCUUCAUGAGCGUUUUUCUUUUUUUGUUUUAUUUCAAGCCUUCUUCGUUUAUUUCGAGCUCGUCUCUGACGCCUUUUUGCCUCAUCAGAUCUUUUCCAACUAAAAAAAAAAAAAAAUGCCGCGAAUAAUAAAAAUUUGUUCAAAGGGGCUGGAAGCAUUACUGUGAGUGUAUUUCCUUUUUCUUAGUCUUUCUUCCGUCCUUUCUUUCUUUUUUGUUUUUCUAUCCUUCUUAAGUUUUUCUGAUAAUUUUAGAUAACUAUAAUUAUUACCAGCUAUCAAUUCAUCAUGUUCCAAGUAAUGAGCGGGCUGGCCUCUCAACUUUGGAGCUAGUUAAAAGCGGAAAAUCCAACUUUACAUAGCUAUGGAAACCCACAACAUGAUGAAUUGAAAGAUAAAGGUAAGUUGUUUGGGAAUAUAUAUAAUUGAGAACCUUACAGACAUAUUUUAAUAAUACUUUUUGCAGCCUCGAUUAUUGUAUUACUGAACAGAACCUUACAGUUUUUGGUCUCAGGCACUUUUAUCGAAAAAGACAGUAUUGAAGUAUCAUGGGUAAAAUGAAUAGGAUGGCUGAAAAUAAUAUUUUUCAUUACACGUAUCUCCUGUGAAUGAUUGAAAACGUUUAUACGUUCUUUUACAUUGUAUAUGGACAGCACACAUUGGCAAAUUGUGUAGGUGUAACAUGAAAUAGGUAAUGAUGUGUUUAGAAUUUGCUUACUAAUCCAAAACCUCGUUCCCAGGAUUCUCUCCUAACCGCUCCGUAUAGGUUGACUAAUGCAUUGUAACUGAGUCUUCUUUCUUCCACUGAACCUAAUUUCCCACCCACCCUACCUAAGAAAUAUGUCAGUAUUAACUUGUCUAUGUUGCAAGCUUCCCAUUGCUAGUAAAUUCCCUAUAUAUAAUAUUGUCUCUUUUGUUAUAGUUUGGAUUUUCCAUAAUUGACCGGAUUGCAGGAAAAAAAGCUUACAAUAUAGGACCACAUGCACAAAAUUUGCAAAUCCCUCCCCUUCUACUCCCCUAGCCGUUUUCAUAUAAAAUGAAAUGAUGUUUGUGACAGUCACUGGCCCUUUGGAAGUGUAAAUAGGUUCUCACCUCUUUUUAUCAACUGUUGGGGUGCUAGAUGCCUCGCCAACUGUUUCAGCAUUAACGGCUUCUUGUACAGGUCGCGCUUCGGUAGACACUUCGUGAAUUAUCCGAACUUCAGUGCUUUUAUCAAGUCAAGUUUUCGUACCUUGUGAAGAAGAUUAGCGAGAACGCCAGCAGGGGGCACGAGGGUCUUCAGGGUCUCCUCAUUCAUGCACAACCGAACCUGUUCAGCUUUGGAAGUUAAAAAGUAAAGAGUUAAGAAAGGAAAAUUAAAGUUUUUAAAGCUAAACUUUCAGGCCUUAAUUAAUAUAAUGCGAAGUAAAAACGUCAACGUGUUCCGUUAUUUCGCGCCAAAAGUGCAUUUUCAGUUGGGAACUUUUGUUAGAUGGGGAAUCAAAAGAAAGAUGUAUCAGAACACCGUUUUACGAAUUGUAGGUUCGUGUCACAGUAUAUGAGGGUUUUUUUCUUUUAAAAGCAGAACAUAUUAUUUAGUUAGGACAGGCUAUUAUCUUACCUUAAAAAUUAUCGGCAAAUGCCUGAAUACCCCUCCUUCUUCAUCCACUCUUGAACAUCUUCGCAUAUAAAAAUAAGUGAAGCCGGCUUGGUUUUACCCUUAAAACAGACAGACUAAAUAAUUUAACUCUUCCGUGCAGAAUCUACAGACGGUGAAAUGCACAGCGACUGCUUCGCUGUGCGUGAAUAUGUGAACAGCACGCAACGUUGAACAAGACACGAAACCUUUCCGCUCUUCUCUGAUUGGACAAAACAUUACUUGAUAAGUACCGUCUUGAAAGGAAUGUUCACAAUGCAAUCAAAUGAUUAAUGAGAACGUUUUAGGACUGAGUUGUGAUUGGUCGUAUCCGCACACAAAACAUUCCGAUGUUGUUUCGCUUGCCGACGUUGAUAGACGCGUUUCAAUAAAACUUACAAGAUCACUUUCGUGAACCUCACGCAGCAUACAAAUAUAAAAAUGACUGGUGUUAAGCAAAUGCGAUGUUUUCGUGAUGUUUCGAAGGUUAACUUGCUUAUAAGACAAAUGCCGUCUUUUUAGAAUAUUUUAAUUUUGCACAAUUAUCUUUGUUUUCACCUUUCCGGCGUACAAACACUGAAAACACGUGCUUUCAAUUAGUCACGGAAAGCACGUGGGGCCCUGGUAGUAGAUGCUCGUGUCACGGUGUGUCUGUGUGUAUGUUUUUUUUUUUUUUUAGGGUUCUCUGCCCGUAAUAAAGUACGUAAGGAUAAUUGUCAUUAUUAGAUCAGUCAAUUUUUGAAGAAGAGGAAAUUACAUCAUCCUUAAUAAAGGAUUCACAUAACUUUUAGCACCAAGAAGUAUAACUACUUUCAUUGCUGGAGCACUGCCACACAUCUCAUAUUUUUUUGAAAGGCAAUAGACCUAUUCGGUCUAUUCACGUGAGCAGGGUGGUUAUUUUAAACAUUUCUGACCUGGGUUAUGCAAUUGAUAAUUUCAGAUUAAACUCCGUGUUAGUGUUUUGAUACACGAUUUGGUGUAAAAUAACACACCAGUUGUGUUAAGUUCUUGCAAGAUUUCUGAAACACAGACGUAGUGUAACUUUACACCGCCAACGUGUGCCACAUUUCUUGAUUACACCAUUUUAGUGUGUUCAUACACUGAAUUGGUGUAUCUUUUAAGAAACACUCGGCAAGUGUUAUGACAACACUAAUUCAGUGUUAAUGUAUAUCUCCCUUGGUGUUAAUUUACAACCUCGAAUUUGCUGUGUGGCAAGACCGCUUGCUUCUUCAGGCAAUAUUUAAUUAACAUUCGUUUGCUUAAUGACUCUUUCACAGGGUAGCAAAGGCUUAGACACAUUCCACCACACUGGACGAAUUGUUAUUGGCCUUUGUGGAAUAACUUACUGUUCACUUCAAGCUUUCAUAACGUUCCAACUUGCCAAACUAGGACUCAGUACUUUCAAGCUGUUUAUCUUCCGCAUCGUCAUCUCGAUCCUUUUGUGUGUCAUUGGACUUGUGCACGUGACUAUGGAGGUGUGGCUUACUGUUCGGUUUUUGAAAGAAAGGGAACCUUACAGACCUUGGUAUUCCCACAGGGGUGAAAAUGAAGAUUAUUUUCUAGACGCUUUUAGUGAUAUUAGCGAGUGGCUGACGUUUUUGCUAUUUGCAGCCUUCUCUUUGUCAUAUUUCAUGGAAUUUUAUGAUUUGGGCCUUGAAAUGACAUGUUUCUUGCCAGGUUACAAAACUCAAGGAGCUCGUAUUACCGAAAAGGCGAAGUACACUAUGUUAAAUCGCCAAGAGAUUGAAAGUUCCAACGAUGACUGA
Messenger RNA from Porites lobata, 6604 nucleotides. Lineage: Eukaryota; Metazoa; Cnidaria; Anthozoa; Scleractinia; Poritidae. The record is from the annotation of a GenBank genome assembly.